AUGUUCUUUUUCUUUACUUUAUCUUCUUUUUUGUGCUUCAAUUUUCCCUUUUGUUUGUCAUUUUACAAAAAAUCCUGUUCAUUACAUUCUCUCAAGCAUCAUUCUUUUUACAAUUUCCUCUUCUGUCAGCCAUUUUUUUUUAUUUCACUGUUAGAUCUUUUUAUUUAUUUUAUUUUCAUUUUCUCACAUUUUUUUCUUACCUUUUCAUUUUUUUUUCUUUAUCUGUUCUUGUUUUUUUUUUUUUUUGUAUGUGUCUUUUAUUUACUUCACAAGAGUAUUUCUUUCUUUCAUCAGCCCAAAUCAUUCCUUUCUUUCUUUAUCUAUCUCAUUCAUCAUUUCUUUCUUUCUUCAUCUAUCUCAUUCAUUGUUUCUUUCUUUCUAGCCUUCUUCAUUUAUCUCAUUCAUUGCUUCUUUCUUUCUAGCCUUCUUCAUUAUCUCAUUCAUUGUUUCUUUCUUUCUAGCCUUCUUCAUUUAUCUCAUUCAUUGUUUCUUUUCUUUUCUAGCCUUUCUUUUAUCUCAUUCAUUGCUUCUUUUCUAGCCUUCUUCAUUUAUCUCAUUCAUUGCUUCUUUCUUUCUAGCCUUCUUCAUUAUCUCAUUCAUUGUUUCUUUCUUUCUAGCCUUUUCAUCUUCUCAUCCAUUGUUUCUUUCUUUCUAUCUUCAUUUAUCAUUCAUUGCUUCUUUCUUUCUAGCCUUCUUCAGUUAUCUCAUUCAUUGCUUCUUUCUUUUCUAGCUUUCUUUCCUUCUUCAGUUAUCUCAUUCAUUGUUUCUUUCUUUCUAGCCUUCUUCAUUUUAUCUCAUCCAUUGUUUCUUUCUUUUCUAGCUUUCUUCAUCUAUCUCAUUCAUUGCUUCUUUCUUUCUAGCCUUCUUCAGUUAUCUCAUUCAUUGUUUCUUUCUUUUCUAGCCUUCUUCAUCUAUCUCAUCCAUUCCUUCUUCAUCUAUCUCAUUCAUUGUUUCUUUUCUUUUCUAGAUUUCUUCAUCUAUCUCAUCCAUUGUUUCUUUCUUUCUAGCCUUCUUCAUCUAUGUCAUUCAUUGUUUCUUUCUUUUCUAGCUUUCUUCGUCUAUCUCAUUCACUGUUUCUUUCUUUCUAGCUUUCUUCGUCUAUCUCAUUCAUUGUUUCCUUCUUCAUCUAUCUCAUCCAUUGUUUCUUUCUUUCUAGCUUUCUUCAUCUAUCUCAUUCAUUGUUUGUUUCUUUCUAGCCUUCUUCAUCUAUCUCAUUCAUUGUUUCUUUCUUCGUCUAUCUCAUUCAUUGUUUCUUUCUUUCUAGCCUUCUUCAUCUAUCUCAUUCAUUGUUUCUUUCUAUCUACCUUCUUCAUCUACUCGUUCACUGUUUCUUUCUUUCUAGCUUUCUUUAUCUAUCUCAUUCAUUGUUUCUCUCUUUCUAGCUUUCUUCAUCUAUCUCAUUCAUUGUUUCUUUCUAGCUUUCUUCAUCUACUCCUUUCUUCGUCUAUCUCAUUCAUUGUUUCUUUUCUUUUUAACUUUCUUCAUCUAUCUCAUUCAUUGUGUCUUUCUUUUAGCUUUCUUCAUCUAUCUCAUUCACUAUUUCUUUCUAUCUAUCUAUCUAUCUAUCUAUCUAUCUCAUUCAUUAUUUCUUCCUUUUCUAGUUUUUUCCUUCAUCAAUCUUUCUGUAUUUCAUUCAUUGUAUCUCUCUUUCUAGCUUUCUUCUUUAAUCUAUCUUUCUCUAUAUCAUUCAGUGUUUCUUUCUAUCUAUCUAUCUAUCUAUCUAUCUAUGUAAUGUUGUUCCUCAUCUAUCUAUUCUCAAUCUCACUUUCUUUUCUCGAAAAUAUAACUUCUCAUUCAAUAAUCAAAAUUGAGCAGCAUCAAGCUGGAUCCUUACUUAGAUGGAUGAUCGUAUUGGAACACUUGUAUAUUUUCUGUAAACGCUUACAAUCUGAAAUAGGCAUUCUCUUCAUUUUCUUUCUUUUUCGCCUUCAUUUGUCUAUGUCACUCCUAUUUAUAUCUAUCUGUGGCUUUAUUUUAUGGUUCAAAUAUGUGGAAAUUUUUUCUUAUUUCUUUUUUUGCUAUCCAUUGAGCUUUGAUCUUAUUUACCUUCCUUAUCUAUCAAUCUAUAUACCUAUCUUUCUUAUCUAUCUAUGUUCCUUACCUACAUUCUUUGUUUCUAUCUUUCUCUAUUCUUUCAAUCUUUCUCUAUUUUUUAUCUAUCUUUUUUAUUCUUUCUUUAUUUUUAUCUUUCUCUAUUCUUUUUAUGUUUCUAUCUUUCUCUAUUCUUUCUAUCUUUCUCUAUUCUUUUUAUGUUACUAUUUAUCUUUCUCUAUUCUUUCUAUCUUUCUCUAUUCAUUUUAUGUUUCUAUCUAUCUUUCUCUAUUCUUUCUAUCUUUUUCUAUUCUUUUUAUGUUUCUAUCUAUCUUUCUCUAUUCUUUCUUUCUCUAUUCAUUUUAUGUUUCUAUCUAUCUUUCUCUAUUCUUUCUAUCUUUCUAUCUAUCUUUCUCUAUUCUUUCUAUCUAUCUUUUUCUAUUCUUUCUUUAUUUCUAUCUACCUUUCUCUUUUUUAUUUGUUUCUCUUUUCUAUCUUUCUCUACUUUUUAUGUUUCUAUCUAUCUUUCUCUAUUUUUGUAUCUAUCUAUCUUUAUUCUUUCUUUUUUCUAUUCUUUCUUUUUUCUAUUCUUUCUUUGUUUCUAUCUAUCUUUCUCUAUCUUUAUUCUUUCUUUGUUUUUAUUUAUUUUUCUCUAUUCUUUCUAUCUUUCUCUAUUCUUUUUAUGUUUUUAUGUAUCUUUCUCUAUUCUUUCUGUCUAUUUUUGUCUAUUCCUUCUUUCUUUCUAUUUAUCUUUUCUAA
This is a messenger RNA of Acanthosepion pharaonis, 2790 nucleotides long. NCBI's taxonomy places the organism in Eukaryota, Metazoa, Mollusca, Cephalopoda, Sepiida, Sepiidae. The record is from the annotation of a GenBank genome assembly.